Molecule: messenger RNA, 1667 nt
Organism: Vigna angularis (adzuki bean)
Lineage: Eukaryota; Viridiplantae; Streptophyta; Magnoliopsida; Fabales; Fabaceae
Exons: 2
Coding region: 754-1545 (263 amino acids)
Source: RefSeq, a predicted model, not a curated record
UAAAAAGUCAUAAAAGUGCUCAACUUGUGCUUGAUUCCAGGAAAAAUGUUCCAAUUUGCACGCCUUUGGAAAGGUGGAAAAAAAGGUGUUCUUUUUGAGAAUUUUGUUGUUGCCAAUUUUGGCAUUAUGACAUUCUUGUAAAGAGCUUAUGUUUGGCUUAGAGAAAACGAAAGUACUGAUUUACCUCAGGGAGAUAUGUUUAGAAGGGUCUGAUAGAGUGCCAUGUGGAGGGUCAGACAUGUCCGUCACAUGCAUUCAGCAACUUCAAGACAUUGAGUUUUGUAAAUGUUGGUGUUCAACAAACAGCUUUGCUACCUCCAAGAGAAUCAAUAGAGGAUAAUAAUGAUAACAGAUUAUGGUCUGGUCAGAAAAUAAUAGCAGUAACAGCAGUUGGGUAUUGCAGUUGCAGAUAAGAUUGCUCAGUGGUGUAUCCAGAUUGAGCAUUCAACAGUGAUAGUGCCAAAUCUCAUCCAUUUCAGCAGAGGAAAGAGUAGAAAGUGUGCCAACUUUUUUGCUAAAGCUUCCUUUGGCAUCCCACUCUACAAGAUACCCUUUUAGUUUGUGAAGAAUUUUCUGACUUGCAAUGUCACAAUCGGUAGUGUAAAAGGGAAAAAACUUCAGAUUGAACAAAAUUUGAGGUAUUUGCCUGCAGCUUUUCCUACAGAUCUAAGCAUCUUUUUUCAUCAAAAUUUGCACACUUUUUGAAGCAGCUUCAAGUCUUUGGCCUUAAAGCAGUGAGUGUAUUCUGAGUCAAUGAUCAUGGAUAAAGCAUAUAAACAUCAAAUCUGUUCCAUGCUAUUUUCCAAUUUGGUCAUUUUCCCAUCUGUCACCAUGGUUCUUGUUCUGGUCACAUCAUACUUUUUCUUUUCAACUUCUAAAUCCUUCCCUUUCCUUCUCACAAUACAAAUUGCUCUAUUAUCCACCAUGUUACUUGUCAAACUGAUAAGGAAAAUAAAGGACAAAGAUGAAAAUCUAAUCCAAAAUGGGCUACAGCCUUUGCUGGAUGUUACUCAUAGUGAGGUUAACCAAGAAAGUGGAACUGCAGAGAACCAUGAGGAUGGUGAAUCUGAAGCACAUUCAGACUAUUUAUUUCCAUCAGAUUGUGAAAGCAGCAACUUCUCUAUCAUGGAUGGAACUUUUGAGCUGAAUAUUGAAGACCAUAGGCUACAAGAUGAUUUGCUGUCAGAUUAUUCUCUUCCUUCAGAUAGUGAAAGCAGUGAUGGCUCAAUGUUGGAGGAAAGUUUUGAGAUGCAUCAGAAAGGAAAUCAAAAUGAGGAUAUUUCUGAUAGCUUGGCUUCUGAUGAUGAUUAUGAGGGUGAGGAUGAAGAGGAUAGUCUGAUUGAAAUCAAUCUUCCAAGCAGCCACUUUCCUGACUUGAAUGAAGAUCCUAAGCAAAAGGUGCAAUCUAAGUUGCCAGAGUUCAUGCCAGAUUCCAUUUUCAAGCAGCAAGGCCUAAUGGAGCUCUUAGCAGAAUUCAAUGACAUGAAUGAGGAUGAAAACUUGAUUGAGAUUGAUAUUUCCAUGGGAAUGCAGAUUUCAGAUUGAAGCAGGAAUUGGCAUAUUUUGAAGAUGAAUGUGUUCUCAGUGAUUGAUCUAAGUAUUUUAACUUCUUGUUGAUGUUGAGCAAGAUUUUGUUCUUGCUAAUAAACUUGGCAUUUUUAUUGCUA